Messenger RNA from Colletes gigas, 700 nucleotides. RefSeq names its product phospholipase A2 A2-actitoxin-Ucs2a. The transcript has 5 exons. Gene Ontology annotation, molecular function: calcium ion binding; A2-type glycerophospholipase activity. Gene Ontology annotation, biological process: phospholipid metabolic process; arachidonate secretion; lipid catabolic process. Lineage: Eukaryota; Metazoa; Arthropoda; Insecta; Hymenoptera; Colletidae. The record is from RefSeq and is a predicted model, not a curated record. The coding region runs from base 1 to 696 and encodes 231 amino acids.
AUGGGUUCGUUGAACUCUAGGAAAGCACCAAGUGUUCAAAGAUCGAUUAAAAGUAGCAGAGUGUACAAAUUAAACAAUGACGAAUCGCCCUUUAAUUACGUAGAACAUGAAUGGGAAGAAGGAAAUCUUCAUAUAGGACGAAAUGGGAAACCAUGGGAUUCAGUAUCUAUGCAACAGCAGAAGGAAAAUGUAUAUGUUCAUGAAUUCCCUUCUGUUAAUUUUACCUCCAACGAUACAAAGAGUAAUCAAUUAUUAAUACAUAAUGAAGAGACUUUAUCUCAUAAAAGAUUUAAAAGGGGUGUGAUACAUCUUUAUAACAUGGUAGUUUGUGCUACUGGAUGCAAUCCUUUGUCCUAUAAAGGAUAUGGAUGUUAUUGUGGUUUUUUAGGUUCAGGAUAUGUCAUAGAUGGGAUAGACAGGUGUUGUAAAAUGCAUGACUGGUGCUAUGAUGCUACGGAAUGCCCAAUGUUUUCAGAGUACUUUGUACCAUAUUAUUGGAGAUGUUACCAUGGUUAUAAGCCCGUAUGCGCUGUGGAGCACGGGAACUGGGGAGGAUCUGGAUCAUGUGCCCAACGGUUAUGCGAAUGCGAUCGUUCGUUCGCUGAAUGUUUAAAACGUUUCCCCUGUCCAACGACAAAGGCUGUGUGCACUUCGUCGCCUUGGAGAUUGGUACAAAAUCUUUUUAUGGUUAUGUGAUUAC